UGGAGCUCCCCCGGACACAUUGACAGAAGAACACAUUUCUGUUUAGGUUCUCACAUGUGUAGCCAGCAAGACCGGUGGCUAAAACUAUUUGAUCGCUUUUUUGGUUUACCUCUCAAACAAGAUGGGGAAGAAACGGUCGAGUGAAGACGUGGAUGAGUCCAAAACGCAUGCGAAGAAAGGAAAAGUAUCUGAGACAGCAGAGUUUAAUGGAACUGUUUUUAAAGCCAUGUUGAAGGAGCCGACCAAGGCAAUGAAGGGCUUGGAUACAUUCAUCACGACGGCAAAGAAGCUGCCAUGUCCUGACCUGUAUGACGUUGUUGAGGGUUACAUCAAGAUCUCCAUGGAGUGUUCUGAGAUCUUCAAACUGCUGGAGGGAGACAAGCAGAUGGAGAGUGAAAUGAUGUUGAUUUUCCAGAGUUUGGAGAUGAUUCUGCUGCGUACAGCCAGUGAUCUCUCUCAUUUCAGCAUGGUGGGAUUCACGAUAGUAAAGAAGGCUGUUUCCAGCUAUAUGAAACUCAUACAGACCUCCCUACACUCAGAAAACCACAGGUUUGUCCGUCACUGCCUGAGUUUCCUGUCGGCCAUGGUAUCCCAGGGAGCAGACACAGCCAGGGAAGUCUUCAGCCACUUCCACUUCACUAAAGGCCUUUCUGCUUUGGCCAAGAGGAAGGAUAAGAUGGGUAGACCUGAUGUCCGCAUGGCUUACACCCAGUUUGCCCUCUCCUUCCUGGUCUCUGGUGACAACGUUACUAUUGGACAACUACUGGAGAUGAAAGAUUUCCUGCCAGACAUUCUAAGCAGCGGACUGAAGGAGGAUCGUAUCUCCACUGUCAACCUGAUUCUGUCUACUCUGCAGACUAAGGUGGUCCAGAGACAAGCCAUCAGUAAGACCCAGAAGGUGCGUUUCUUCACCCCAUCUCUCCUGGCCCAGAUUGCAUCACUCUACAGGUGGAAUGGCAUUGUGGAUGCAAGCACAGACGACAGCAAGAUGGCAGAGAACGCAGAGGAAGCAGGGAAGAUGGUCGUGAGGAAACUGGUCCACAACUUCCUCCUGAAUCUAUGCUGCUCCCGGAAACAUGGCAUCAGUUUCUACGACCCCAGCUUUGGAACGGCCGGCAGGGCUGGUAACAUUGUGCUACUGCAGUUUGUGGUGGGGCUGAAGCAGGCUACAGAGGACGACCUGGUGUCUGAUCUGAUGGUCAAUAUACUAAGGGUCAGUCCUGACAUCUUGCCCAGGUUCUUCAAGGAGACACAGUACUCCUUCAUCCCUCGCCUCAAAUCUGCCUGGACGGACAACAUCACUCUGCUCAAGAAGAUCUACGAGUCUCAGCCAGAGGUGUCCAAGGCCUUCCAGACCAGAGAGGUUGUUCCUCUGCCCCGCCUCCUGUCCAUGGUGCUGGUGACAUCACUUCCUCCCGUCUGUAACAAGGCCUUCUUCACGCAGGGCAUCAACUUUGCCAACGCGGUGGUGCAGCACACGACCCUGUCCCUCAUGUCGUUCCUUCUGAAGAGAGCUCAGAGGAACAUAGAGUUGUGUCUGGACCGCUCUGUGUGGCUCGCCUCUGAUCUCUACACACCAGCCACCAUGCAGGACUUCACACAACAGUACAGAGAGGCACUCGGCAAGGUUCUACCGGACAUGACGAGCAUCGUGUCCAAAUGGCAGUCACUGACCAAGAAGGAGAAAGGAGGGAAUGAAGGGAAGAAGGAAGGAGAUGUCAAAGAGGACGCGACUAAAGUUGAACAACCCGCCCCGUCAGGCCCCGAGUCUCCAGAGGUCAUCGUCCUGAAAGCCCUCAUCCUCCAGGUCAUGUGUCUCUACCAGAAGGUAGUGCCUCAUCUGGUUAGCCAGAGCAAGUUUGACUUCAGCAAGCUGCUCAAAGGUAUCGUGUCAGAGAAAGGUAUGAGAGAGGAGGUCCAUCCAGUCCUUCAACACCAGAUAUUACAACUGGCCCUGGACCUGCCGGCCAGCAAGUUCUCCUGGUUCAGAGUUCAGGAUCACGUGGAGACGGGCUCUGGGGAGAAGUCUGUGUUCUUCCUGCUCCUCAAGAUGUUUGUGAGCAGCAACAACAGCCACCUGAAAAUGUCCACCAGGAAACUGGUGGUGAAGGUGCUGAAGGACAGUGGAGUGUUUGAGUACACCUGGUCUGAGCUGGAGCUGUGGCUGAAACACCUGGACAGACUACAGACAGACCAGCAGGACACGGUCAUACACUUCCUGGAGAGGGUGCUCAUGUGUCUGGUGUGUAACCCCUACACCUACACAGACAAGGUGGCCAGUCUUGUCCAGGAGGCAGCCUACCUACAGGCCAAUCUUAGCGGACAGGACGGAGACACCGCCAGCAUCCCCAUCUCACACAUAGACGACGUGCUGGACAUGGUUGAUGUGAUCAUGGAGGGCAGCGAGGGGGAGACGGAGGAGCUGGGCCCCGCGCUUAGUGAUGACCUCAUCCUCCAGACCUUCCCUUUCAGUGCAGUGGUACCUGCUGUCCUGGAGGCCAGGAACAAACUACCUGCUACCUACAGAACGGAGAAAGGUGUAAUAUAUGACUACAUGGCAACAGUCCUGUGUGACGUGCUCCACUGUCAGAGAGACCCUCUGCCCCUCAGCCUGGCUCUUCUACAGUACGACAAAGAGCUGAACUCCUCUGAAGAUCCUGGGCCUCCCCAUCACUCCAUCAUUCACCUACAUCACUACUACACAUCAUGGCUGCCCCAACAGGCCCGGGAACCUCUGUUCCAGUCCUGUGAAAGCCCUUUCCAUGUCUCUCCUAGUCCUGUGACCUUCACUGGUCUACUGAAGACUGCCUACACCCAGGGGGCCUCUGCCCUGCUAGAAGACUCCUUCCGGUGGAGACUGGAGAAGAGUCUGGUCACUAUGGAGAUGGCAGAGUAUCCUGUUGCAGCCAAGCAGAUCCUGCUGUACAUCAAAACCACUGUGGACAACUGCAGCAGGUUGUCUAUAGACACAGGGCUGCUGGAGCUCAAUGUCCUAAUGGGAGUUCUCCAGGGGUUGAUGUUGAGGCUUCAGAGCACCCAGGAACCAACUGAGGAAAAAGAGGCAGAGCCCAUGGUCGAAGGAGAGACUGAGCCCAUGGUCGAAGGAGAGACUGAGCCCAUGGUCGCUGAUCAGAAGUCAGCUGAGACCGCAGAAACCAUGGCUGUGGAUCUCAAGGUGGCGGCGGAGACGGAGCCUAUAGCUAUGGACCAGGACACCGCCACUGUAGUAGAUCCAGCCAAGGCAGCAGAACCCAAAGCUGUGGACCUCCUGAAUGGAUCAGAGCUCUUCCUGGAGGUCAACCCGUCUUCUGAAGCAGAGGACGACCACAGCCUGGUGGUGUUGUCAGUGCUGAGUUCCAUCCUGAAGCACCCGUGUAUCGAGCAGUGGUUCCUGUCUCUGGAGUUGUCCUCUGUCCCUCCUACCUCCCUCAACCCCGUCAGGCUGAAGCUGCUGUGUGCUCAACUGUCUGACUGCAUCCUGGGUCUAUUACAGUCCUCUGCCUCCGUCCUUCGACCCCUGAACUCCCUCCAUCUCCUCUCCCCCUACCUAGAGGCUGUAUCAAGGGCUCUGCUCAGAGAGCUGGGGGAGACUGGGGAGAGGAGGGAGACCGACAAGGAGUCCCGGCCUGUGAGAGCCUUCAUGGCCUUGCAUGCCUACAUGGAACCCUCUCUCCUCCAGGAGCUGGUCUCUUCCCUUCUCCUCCUCCCCAAGGAGGCGCUCAUCACCCCGGGGGAGGGAGAGGAGGACAGAGAGAAGAGCCCCAGAGCAGCAGAGCUCAGUGUCUACGGACGCACGGCUCUACAGGUCCUCACUGAGACCACCUCCUCCACCGACGCCUCUUCAUCCGGCUCCCCUGUCCUCCUCCUCUCCCAGGCCCACCUCCAAGGCCUGGCCACCCUGCUCCUCUCCUGCUCCAGCCCAUCUCUGGAGACCUUCCUCCUGCAGGCCCUGAGGACCCAGCCAGGCAACGCUAAACUCCUCCACACUGACAUCCUGCUCCACUGUCUCCAGGGGCCUCUUACUGCAGCCACCCAGGCCCUCGGGGUAGCUCUGCUGCAGAACUGCUCUGCUCACAGGCUCUGCUUCGAGGUGUGGUGCCUGCAGCCGCAGCACCUAGAGACACUGACAGACCAGGUGGAGACAUUCCUACCGCUGGUCAACAGUUACCUGCAGACUGCAGCCAGAGAGGACCUCGCCAGGCCUAAAGAAGUUCAGACAGCGGUGCUGAAGGCCUUGAAGAAGGCCCUGUUCCCCAGGCUGAGCCUCUCUGUGCUGGGGCAGGAGACAGGGGAGGCCCUGGGGCCUGUGGAGGUUGUGGAGGCUCUGUCUAGUCUGGUUAGACUGACAGCUAAGGUCAAGGACAUCAGAGAGCUCAUCGCCUCCCUGCCUGCUGCCCUGCAGAAACUAGACGGCUUUGAGAGAUGGCAGCUGGUGGACCCCAUCAGUGCUGUGCUGUCUGUCUGUCCCGAGGAGCUAGAGUUGUGGAGGACUUCGGUGCUCUCUGCUGCCCUCCGGUGGCUGAGCUCUUCCUACGGUCACAACAGAGACCAGAACACGGCACCACUCACACAGGAGGACAGCAUACUGAAUAGACUGACUGUACUGCUGACUUUUCCAGAAGACGUAACAGCAGCAGAAUGGAACAGCUUUGUCAAGGCUGGACUGAAGUGUCGCUACAGAGACCCUAACUUCCUGAGCACCUUAAACAAGAUGUUGGAUCUGAUGUAUGGAGGUAGUGAAGGACCUAAAGACCUGGUUCCUCUACCUACCAUCCACAUGAUGGCCUCCAGCCACUCCCUGUUUCUACCCAUCAUGCUGGGAGACGAGGAGGACCUUAGUGGGAACACACAGGUUAAAGGUCCAGAACAGGACCUUAGUGGGAACACACAGGUUAAAGAGGCCCUGGUCUCUCUCCUGCUCAGCCUAGUGAAGAGAAGUCCUGCUGUCUGUAGCAGCAGCCACUUCGUAGUCCUACUGGGAGGGUACGGCGCUACUCUCAGUACUACAGAUCAGAAUCUGUUACUGCUGCUGCAGGAGUACGAACGAAACGGCAUCAGUCUGGUAGACUUUCAGUGCAUGCUUUGGGGCCCAGCGGCGGUGGAGCACCAUAAGGCCCGGAGAAGCCUGGGCGUUUCCUUGUGGCAGCAACCCAGCUCUGAGGACCUGCUGGCUCUGCUCAGCCCAGACACCAUGAUCAACACCAUCACUCACUUCCCCCUGCAACGCAGGAUCAUCCUACAGGAGGGUAAAGAGCUGAUUUUCAAAGAUGAGGAAGUGAAGGAUCUUGGGAGUGUGUAUGACCCUUGUUUCCUCCUACCUCUCUUCAGCGCCAUGCUUCAGCCAGAGUCUGUGAUCGACUGUCUGAAGUUUGUGUCGAGUCACGGCCUUGGUGUGACGAUGGUGUCCCUGAGUAGUUACGACCCCAAGCUGAGGGCAGCGGCCUAUCAGGUCCUGGCUUCAUACCACCAUCAUCUGGAGGCUGCUCGCUUCAGAGAGAAGAGACAGCUGCUGUACCUGCUGGACAUGGUAAAGAAUGGGAUCCGACAGCAGAACCUCAGGAUGCCCUUCAUACUGACCACGUACAUCACUAAGGUGGCCCGGCAGAUGCUGAAACCAGAGGAGCACAUGUACGUGGUGGUGAACCGGUUCCUGCUCUCCCAUCAGUGUCUGGACUUCAGAAGGGUUCCAGAGUUCUUCAAACUGUUCUACAGCUGUGACAUGGAGCACAAAAUGGAGAGGGAGUGGAUUCUGUCUGUCCUUGAGGAGGGCCUGAAAGACAGACAGUGUUAUGAUCUGCUGGACCAACAGGGGAUCUUUCAGACACUGCUAGGAUUCUGUUGCAGCCCACUCUGUGACCAACACACUCAGACUCUGAUAGUGAGAGUCCUGCACCAGGCUGGUCGUGUGACCAAAGCAGCCUACAACCUGACCAAGGGUCACGGGCUCCUCACCUGGAUUCUGCAGCUGCUGGAGAGGAGACAUGUAGACCAGGGUCUGCUGAGUGCUGUGGUGGAGCUGCUCCAUGUGCUGUGGUUCACCAACCUGGGCCAGAAGGAGACCCGUGGUGAAGGAGCCUCCUCUUCCUCAUCCUCCACGGCCAAGGAGGACAAACCCCAGGGACACAGCACUCCAAAGGUUCUCCCUCUACCCCUCAUCAGCCAGUUCCUGUGUGUGGCCACCACCAUCAUCAGACAUCUGAGGCUGGUGAAGGCAGGUCAGCUGAGCCUGUAUCUCCAGACUCUGAGCUCCAUCCUGCAACAUUGUGGAACAGCUCUGGGGGUCCACGGGGAGGCUGGCUGGCUGACCUUACGACCCCAGGCUCUUUCCUCCCAAGACGCCCUCGCCCUCCUCCACCGCUGGAGCACACUGACCCACAAUGCACCGCUCCUCAGCCAGCUGCAGACUGUGGCGGAGAAACACAAAGUCAAGGAGCUGCUGGGGUCGGGCAGGGAGAAAGGCCGAGGGAGAAGCUCCUCUGUCCAGGUCCAGGUCCGUUCUCACUCCCGACCAAAGGAGGAGGAGGAGGAAGGAGAGGUAGAGAGACGAGAGGAGGAGAAGACUCUUUUGGAGAAGUGUAUUCCUCACCUCAGGAAUAUCUUUACCCACUGGGAGCCUGUCUCUCUUGCCUGUCCCCCCUCUUCCACCGCCAGCCCACCUCCCUCCCCUGACCCCCAUACUCCCACCUCCACCCCUCUGGCUAACACCACAGCCCAUCUUCUCACCAGGUGGUUCCUGAACUCCUUGGUUGAGGGAGCCUCCACCUACGAGGACAAAAGGACAGUCCACUUCCUUCGCUGGUUCCAGAAGACUGUCCUGUCUCAUAGAUUCAUAGUGGACCUGGUGCUGGCUGACCCUGCUGUGAGAGUGGACCUGCUCCGUCUAUAUCACCAGGCCUGUGAGCCCCAGGCCCAGGCCCAGACCCAGCCCCAGACCCAGCCCCAGGCCCAGAUCUCUUCCAGGGUAGAACACGUCCAGCUGUUCACCAACAUUAUGAUCCAGCUCCUGGAGUCCAGAGGCUGCACUGAGAGUGACCUGCACAGGGCCGUGCUCACAGCAUGCUCCCUAGGAACAACAUGUGAUGACCAGACCACAAAGGAAGGUCUGAUGUUGCUGUCUCUGUACAUCCAUGAGAUGUGGAGUGGAGCGAAGAGCCCAGAGCUGUUCCUGAACCAUGUCAGAUUGGCGAAUGAGAUCCAGGGCUCUAUAGGAACCAAGGACCAGAAGAAGAAGUCCAAACGACGUUCCCAGACACACACAGCCCUCAGAACCAUCUGUAGUGACCUCCUCUCAGGACUGCAGUCUACUGUUGCACCAUAGGUGUUAAAUAGCUGUGGCCCACAUUACACCCUAUUGAGUAUGCUAUUUCUUAACCAGGGCCCGUGGUCUCUGGUCAAAAAGUAGUGAACCACACUGAGUGUACAAAACAUUAAGAACACCUGCUCUUCCCAUGACAUAGAUGACCAGGUGAAAGAUAUGAUCCCUUAUUGGAUGGCACCUGUUAAAUCAACUUCAACCAGUGUAGAUGAAGGGGAGGAGACAGGCUAAACCAGUGUAGAUGAAGGGGAGGAGACAGGCUAAACCAGUGUAGAUGAAGGGGAGGAGACAGGCUAAACCGGUGUAGAUGAAGGGGAGGAGACAGGCUAAACCAGUGUAGAUGAAGGGGAGGAGGCAGGUUAAAUCAGUGUAGAUGAAGAGGAGGAGGCAGAUUAAAGAAGCUCUAUGUUAGGAAGGUGUUCCUAAUGUUUGCUAUACUCUGUGUGUGUGUGUGUGUGUGUGUGUGUGUGUGUGUGUGUGUGUGUGUGUGUGUGUGUGUGUGUGUGUGUGUGUGUGUGUGUGUGUGUGUGUGUGUAUAGAGAGCAGUUCCAUACAGUAGAUUCAGAGUUGAGAUAAGUGUGCACAACUCAUGACAUUUGAGUUGAACGUCUAGUGAGAAGAGGACAUUUUCUGAGAAUCUCAAGUCAGAAUACAGUAUGCAUACUUGUACACAUUUGAAAACGGUGUUUACUCAUAAAAUGGAAGCCUCCGUUAUUUUGCAUCUAAAUUUUCUAAAAGAAGUUGUGUGUUUUGUAUGUGAAUCAUUACAUUACAUUAUUUUUGUUUGUUCAAAACAUUCACUUCGCUCUUUUAUAAAAUGUUGUAAAACUA
Messenger RNA from Oncorhynchus kisutch (coho salmon), 8146 nucleotides. RefSeq names its product URB1 ribosome biogenesis homolog (gene urb1). The record is from RefSeq and is a predicted model, not a curated record. The transcript is spliced from 38 exons. Lineage: Eukaryota; Metazoa; Chordata; Actinopteri; Salmoniformes; Salmonidae. Gene Ontology annotation, biological process: maturation of 5.8S rRNA from tricistronic rRNA transcript (SSU-rRNA, 5.8S rRNA, LSU-rRNA); maturation of LSU-rRNA from tricistronic rRNA transcript (SSU-rRNA, 5.8S rRNA, LSU-rRNA). Bases 122 to 7318 code for a protein of 2398 amino acids. Gene Ontology annotation, cellular component: nucleolus.